AUGGUCCUGAAAACAUCGCACGACCAAUACCCGCCCUUCGCCGAAGGGCUGCGAACCGCACCGCUCGUGUCCAUCUCUCUCACAAAACUCGAGGCCUUCGAUGAGGACGAGUCGCGUACCUUCUUCCAGGCGUCCAAGGAUCUCGGCUUCUUCUACCUGAGCAUGGAAGGGUCAGCCUUGGGGGAGAAGAUUGUGCAGCAGGCCGAAGAGCUCCACGCCGUGCAGAAGCAGUUCCACGCCUUACCAAACGAGGAGAAGGAGCGGUUUUUGAGAGAGAAGCUCGACCCGUUCUUUGGGUAUCGGAUCCUGGGCACGCGCGAGGCGGAGGAUGGGACGAUCCAGCGGAAUGAGAAUUAUAAUAUGCGCAAAGACGACCUCAUCGGCAACUGCACGCCGUUGCCCUGCCCGGACCUGAUCAAGCAGCACUGGACCCUUCUGGGGGAUUACGCCCGCAACUGCCGCGCCGCCAUCGACCUCAUGUUCACGCACCUGGAGAAGAAUCUUGAACUCCCAAUCGGCACUCUGGCAAACCUGCACCGCAUCGAAGAGCGGUCGGGCGACCAUGUGCGGUUCAACAAGUCUGCCCCGGGCAAAUUCGACGAGCAGAAAGCCAGGCUGGGCGAGCACACCGACUUUGGCUCCCUGACCAUCCUGUUCAACUGGAUGGGUGGCCUGCAGAUCCGCCUUCCCGACACAAGCGAUUGGGUCUAUGUGCGUCCCGUGCCCGGCUCCGCCGUGGUUAACUUGGGGGAUGCCCUGGUCAAGUUCACGGCGGGACUGUUGCGGUCCAACGUCCACCGCGUCGUCCCGGCGUCGCCGCCCCAGGACAAGAUCGAUCGCCACAGUCUGGUGUUUUUCUCCCGUCCCGAAGACGCCGUCGUCCUGCGCCGCCUCAAGGGCGGGAUUAUCGACAAGCAACCUCAAACGCAGAAGGAGGAGAUGGAGUUGACCAGCGAGGAGUGGAUUCUCCGACGCAGUGUCGGCGAUCUCAAGGGCGUGUAUACACACCAAGGAGGCCUGGAGCUGCGGUUCCCCAUGGUCGAAGGCAAAGCCUGA
Fonsecaea multimorphosa CBS 102226 is the source of this 1056-nucleotide messenger RNA. RefSeq lists its product as uncharacterized. The record is from RefSeq and is a predicted model, not a curated record. NCBI's taxonomy places the organism in Eukaryota, Fungi, Ascomycota, Eurotiomycetes, Chaetothyriales, Herpotrichiellaceae. Bases 1 to 1056 code for a protein of 351 amino acids. Gene Ontology annotation, molecular function: dioxygenase activity. The transcript has 2 exons.